Messenger RNA from Coregonus clupeaformis (lake whitefish), 573 nucleotides. RefSeq names its product jeltraxin-like. Lineage: Eukaryota; Metazoa; Chordata; Actinopteri; Salmoniformes; Salmonidae. The record is from RefSeq and is a predicted model, not a curated record.
CAAGCUGGAUAAUGGCCUUCAUGUCUGGGUGGCAGUCCUACUACUACACCCCUGGUAACCUGCUGACCUGGUCCAAGGCCAUCUACUCCACCAAUGGUGAGGUUCUCCUGGAGAGAAACACCUACAACUCUGACCAUCAGCCUAUCAGAGGUCAGCACCAACCCCCAGGACCAAUGAGAGGGAAGAGAAAGAGGACGUGUUUGAAGGGAGGGCGCAGAGAGAGAGGGCGUGGCUUUAGGGGAGAGUAGUGAUUGCCACUAACCCUUAUUUUAGAUUAGAAGAUGCCUAUAAAAGGUCUACACACCUUUGAACUUUUCACAUUUUGUUGUGUCAGUGCAUGCAUUUAAACAAGGAUUUUUUCCACUUAUCUACACAUUAUACUCCACACCUUUAAGGGGAUUUUUUUUUAAAUUGUGUUAAGAAGUAUGUAUUAAAAAUACUAAACACUGAAAUAUAAUUGGAUAAGUCUUCACCCCCCUGAGUUAAUACUUGGUGGAAGCACAGUUGGCAGCAAUUACAGCUGUGAGUCUGUUGGGAUAGGUUUCUACCAACUUUGCACACACCUAAAUAUGG